Molecule: messenger RNA, 1467 nt
Organism: Cucumis melo (muskmelon)
Lineage: Eukaryota; Viridiplantae; Streptophyta; Magnoliopsida; Cucurbitales; Cucurbitaceae
Product: protein LOL1
Exons: 6
Coding region: 725-1159 (144 amino acids)
Source: RefSeq, a predicted model, not a curated record
UUUGGGUUACUUCAAACCUCCUUCACUCAAAAGGGAUCUUACUGCUUUGUGUUUAGAUGGGAAUAAAAUUGAUCCUGUUACUGGUGUUUGUUUCUUUUACAAGUCUUUUAGGUUACAAAGAUGUUGAUUUGUGUAGUGUUAUGUUCGAGUUUGUAUGUUUGUUGUGCUAUGCUCGAAUGGAGUGAGUUACUUGGAGCUAAAUUAUUGGAUUGAGAUGAGAUUUAACUUUCUAAAUUUUAAGAUUUUUUUGCCAUUUUGUUAUGUCAUAUUUAGAUUGGGUCCCUCGCUUUAUCCCCUCUUACUCUUGAUCGACUAUCUAUCGAUCUUUAUUACAACACAUCUAAUAUUCUCCCAUCUCGAUCUCCUCUUGCUAUCUCGUCUCUACAACCCUCACCUUAACUCGAUCUCCUCUUGCUUUCUCCACUUUUCUCGUUAGUUUUCCAGCGACCUCACACAUCCAAUGUUUCAACCCACUUUGACAACUUUAACUACACAUUUGAUGGCUCUAAUCCUUUAUGGUCGAGGACACCAUUGCAAUUGGAAAAAACUGAAACCACUACAACUAGGAAGAGAGAUGAUUUUAGUUAAUAAUGAGGUUCAUCUCCCUAAACUUGUUUCCAUGGAGGGAAGUAGCUGGUUUUGUCUGAGCUUUUGAGAGCUUGGUUUGAAGAUAGAGAUAAAGAGAGAAAAGUUAGGAAAGAUUUUACUUUAUCAAAGCUGCAAAAUGCCACCAGUUCCUCUUGCUCCAUAUCCAACCCCUCCAGCUCCUUAUACACAACCUUCUAAUGCCACACAAAGCCAACUUGUGUGCUCAGGAUGCAGAAACCUUUUACUUUAUCCUGUUGGGGCAACCUCUGUUUGCUGUGCUGUUUGUAAUGCAGUCACUGCCGUACCGCCCCCCGGCACAGAAAUGGCACAAUUGGUGUGUGGAGGCUGCCAUACUCUUCUCAUGUACAUCCGUGGUGCCACGAGCGUCCAAUGUUCUUGUUGCCACACUGUCAACUUAGCUUUGGAAGCCAAUCAGGUGGCGCACGUUAGCUGUGGGAACUGUAGGAUGCUACUGAUGUAUCAAUAUGGAGCACGGUCAGUGAAAUGUGCAGUAUGCAAUUUUGUAACAUCAGUUGGGAUGUCAACAAGUGCAAUCGAUCAAAAAGCAUAAUAGCUAAAGUUAUCGUAAACAAGGUUGUCCAAAAUUCGACAACUGCGGCUUCGCCCAUUAUUCGUAAUGCCCUCGAGGGUGUUUGUCUCGACUCGACAAACGGAGGUUCCUCUUCUUAUUCACUUGUAUAGAGCUGUAUUUCUGCGCGUGAACUUUAAAUGUUGCUAUUUUUUUCAUCUUCACAGUGGUUGAAUGUAUGCUUUAAGUAGUUUUGAGAAAAUAUAUAUGAAUAUGGUAGAGAGACAAGUUUUUAUACUGUCUUGAGUGUAAUAUAACUGUUGGUAAAGAUGGAUUUUGGUUUGUUUGUU